Molecule: messenger RNA, 763 nt
Organism: Ficedula albicollis (Collared flycatcher)
Lineage: Eukaryota; Metazoa; Chordata; Aves; Passeriformes; Muscicapidae
Product: nuclear pore complex protein Nup98-Nup96-like
Exons: 2
Coding region: 23-619 (198 amino acids)
Source: RefSeq, a predicted model, not a curated record
AUCUGUGCUAUCCAAGGGAAGGAUGCAGGGGUUUGGAUCUGUGCCCCCCAAGGGAAGGAUGCAGGGGGUGCAGGAGUUUGGAUCUGUGCCCCCCAAGGGAAGGAUGCAGGGGGUGCAGGAGUUUGGAUCUGUGCCCCCCAAGGGAAGGAUGCAGGGGGUGCAGGAGUUUGGAUCUGUGCCCCCCAAGGGAAGGAUGCAGGGGGUGCAGGAGUUUGGAUCUGUGCCCCCCAAGGGAAGGAUGCAGGGGGUGCAGGAGUUUGGAUCUGUGCCCCCCAAGGGAAGGAUGCAGGGGGUGCAGGAGUUUGGAUCUGUGCCCCCCAAGGGAAGGAUGCAGGGGGUGCAGGAGUUUGGAUCUGUGCCCCCCAAGGGAAGGAUGCAGGGGGUGCAGGAGUUUGGAUCUGUGCCCCCCAAGGGAAGGAUGCAGGGGGUGCAGGAGUUUGGAUCUGUGCCCCCCAAGGGAAGGAUGCAGGGGGUGCAGGAGUUUGGAUCUGUGCCCCCCAAGGGAAGGAUGCAGGGGUUUGGAUCUGUGCCCCCCAAGGGAUGGAUGCAGGGGGUGCAGGAGUUUGGAUCCCACCCCAGGACCCAUCCCCAGCAGGGCAGGGCGGUGAUUACCAUAUGAAAACAGGGAUAACAGUGGGAUUCUUGUGCGGGAGGAAUGAAGGAGAUCUACGACCCUUUUGGUGCCAGUCAGCCCCGGAGCUGCGUGCAGGCACAAUUAACCUUUCACUUUUGGGAUGAGCCGGUGUUUUCCUGCUGCAGCUGC